CAGUAAAACUUCAAAUCCAAAGUUUGUUUUGUUUUGCGCAAGUUUUGCGAUUCUCAUAAUUAUAAUUUAAUUAGUUAAAUUAGAUUUUUAAAUCACUUUUAUUUACUAUGUCGAUCCAAGUGGAAAAUAACUUGAAGGAUACGGAGGACAAAUCUAUCUUCGAGCAGAAAGCUCAUUACAUCCCGUGUAAGAUAGAGGAUGAUGGGCCGGCGAACGUUUCCCGAUUCUUUGAGCCCUACGUCACUGAGAACGAGAGCUCAGAGCUGUCGGCCACAUUCCGCGGGCACAGCCUGGACGGCGCGCGGCUGCGGCUGCCGGCCGGGCACCGCGCCGUGCUGCUCACCGAGGCCAAGCGACCGCUGGCUGAGGACGCUCAGAGGAGGUUCCAGGUGGCAGGCGGGUUCAGCGAAGUGGUUUACUGGAACUGGGACAAGAAGCCGUCCAAGAACGACAACCUGGUGAAGGCCCUCGACUGGAUGGACGUGGCUGAUGCGAUCCAUGGUGACUGACAGUAAAUUUGUUAAAAUAUCUAGGAAAUUAAAGUAUUGUUAAAUAAGUGACUAAUCGGAAUAAAGGACAGAUGAACUUA
This is a messenger RNA of Plutella xylostella (diamondback moth), 589 nucleotides long. Its product is annotated as ribonuclease H2 subunit C. Gene Ontology annotation, biological process: RNA catabolic process. Gene Ontology annotation, cellular component: ribonuclease H2 complex. NCBI's taxonomy places the organism in Eukaryota, Metazoa, Arthropoda, Insecta, Lepidoptera, Plutellidae. The record is from RefSeq and is a predicted model, not a curated record.